Messenger RNA from Protopolystoma xenopodis, 651 nucleotides. Lineage: Eukaryota; Metazoa; Platyhelminthes; Monogenea; Polystomatidea; Polystomatidae. The record is from the annotation of a GenBank genome assembly.
AUGAAAAAGCAACUAUCAAAAAAAUCUCUUACUUCAACCUACUCGCCCUCAGCAGAUAUAAACGAAGGCUUUUCGACCGAAAAAUCUUCGGGUGAGGAACUUGAUUCUGCCUAUGAUCAAUCAGCUGCUUAUAUGGAGUCUGAGAUCCUUCUUCGAAUGCAUUAUAUUGAUCCUCCCACUCCGCCUAUUCGCGUCUUGGCGGUCAGAAAAUCUGCGCGUCGGAGUAAUUUAUUUUCUCCAAAAAAUGCUAAGAAUCGCCAUGAUAGCUUUUUGAAUGAAACAGCCACUCUUUCUCGUCCACGAAAUCUUGGUGCCUAUACCCCGUCCUUAUUAGAUGGAACGAGAUUGACCCUGGAUACAAAUCUCCAUAACAAUUCGGAAGCUCGUAAUAAUCCUGAUGACCUGGAUGAUGGUGCUGAUUGGAUAUCCUCUUCAUCUUCGAAUGACGGAGAUAGCGAUACUUAUUCGGAAGAGCAACAGUCUCGUACUAAAAUUGCUUGUGCCCCACAAGUGGUUUAUCUGUCAUGUUCAUCACAGGAAAGUAGCCAGAAUAAAAUCAAUCCAUAUACUAAAUCAUGUUGCCAAUGCAACGAUGAUGCUGUGUUAGCAAAGGUAGUUUUUUCAAUUUAUUUCUGUUCCUGGAUUUAUUAA